AUGCCCGAGGGCACGGUGUUCAUCGGGAACGUCCCGUACGACGCCACCGAGGCGUCGCUCACGGAAAUCUUCUGCGAGUGCGGUCCAGUGCGAGAGCUCCGGUUGGUCACCGAGCGAGACACGGGGAAGCUCAAGGGCUACGGCUUUGUUGAGUUCGACGAUUUCGCCACCGCGAUGUCGGCGGUUCGUAAUCUGAACGGUCGGGAGUACAACGGGAGGCAGUUGCGGGUCGAUCACGCGGAGACGAUGAAGAACGGGGGCGGGCAGACGGGGGUGAGCGCGAUCCACGGGGAUGGCGGCGUCGGGCACGCGGCGCCGAGCGCGAGCGUGUCCCUGCGCGCGGACGCCCCGAUCGGGACGAACGCGGCCAAGGCGUCGCAGCAAGGGAUGCGACAUGCGUUUGAGGGCGUGGUGACGUCCACCACGGGGGCGGCGAUGGAUCUGUUGACGAAGCGCGUCGCGGAUCUCACGCCGACGCAACUGUACGAGAUCAUGUCCCAGGUGAAGCAGAUGACGGAGAGUGAUCCGGCGCAGGCGCGGACGCUGUUGGUGAAUAACCCACAGUUGUCGUUGGCGCUUUUUCAGGCGCAGUUGGUGCUCGGGAUGGUAAAACCACCGGCGGGGGGAGCGACGGCGCCGCCGAUGGCGCCGCACCUGGUGGGGCAGCAGGCGCGUCGGACGGUGCCGCCGCCGCCACCGCCGCCGGUGGUUCGGGCGGUGAAUGUGCCGCCACCACCGAUGGCUCCGGUGAGAGCGCCACCGGCGGCUCCAGUGGCGCCCAUGGCACCUCCAUCGACGGUACCGGGACAAGGGAUGGAUCAGCAGCAGGCGCUGCUGAGACAGGUGCUGUCGAUGACGCCGCAGCAAAUCGCUAUGCUGCCACCGGAUCAGCGAGCGCAGGUGGAGUAUCUCAGACAGCUCGCGGCGCAACAGGGCAUGGUUUGA
Molecule: messenger RNA, 945 nt
Organism: Ostreococcus tauri
Lineage: Eukaryota; Viridiplantae; Chlorophyta; Mamiellophyceae; Mamiellales; Bathycoccaceae
Product: Transcription termination and cleavage factor C-terminal domain
Exons: 2
Coding region: 1-945 (314 amino acids)
Biological process (GO): mRNA 3'-end processing
Cellular component (GO): mRNA cleavage and polyadenylation specificity factor complex
Molecular function (GO): mRNA binding
Source: RefSeq, a predicted model, not a curated record